GUUUGCUCUAGGGGCGCCUCGGCAUCCCCAUGAACGCAUUCUGCGAUGCAGCGGUCAGGAAGCGGGCGAUUAGCAGCAGGUCCAUCCGGCACCAAGGCAAAAUUCAGGACUCGCCAGCAGUCCACACACAGCGACCUGGAAGAUCAGACUGGCGGAGCUUCCAGAUUCCAAAUCGCGCUGGACUUUGUCAUCACAGGCGACUUCAGCGGGUUGUACCGCAGCGUCAAACACGGCAUCAUCGAUGCAGUUGUACGAUUUCGCGAGCGACGGGACAAUUUUCUGAAAUGGCUACACGCGCAGCGGAAGGAGCAGGAGCAGCGAGCAAUGGACAUGACCCUGGAGCAUCCCUACCCGAAGAUACGGUACAUCGUUAACAGCAACCAAUUUGAGAUCGUUGGGAACUUUGUCAUUUUCUGCAAUACCUUUGUGGUGGGCUGGCAGGCUGAAAAGACACCACGGAACACAACUGAUCAAGACAAGUUGCUAUCUGUCAUCUUCGAGAACUUCUUUACAUUUGCCUUUGUUGUGGAGCUGACCUUGUCCACAAUGUGCUGGGGAUGGACUUCACUGGUGAAAAGAGAGAAUUGGAUGGAUGUGUUCCUGGUCUUCCUGGGGGUCCUCACAACUUGGAUUCUGGGUCCUUUCGGCAUUGAGGUGGAAUUUCUGCGCAAGCUUACUGCUUUGAGGACCAUGCGCCUCAUUCGUCUGGCCAGAGCUGUCAGGCUACGGCCAGAAUUCAAGGAGAUGUGGGCUUUGAUGAAGGGCCUGACAGAAAGUGGCGAGACCUUGUUCUGGACGUAUGUGAUGAUUGCGUGCGUGCUUUACUUCUUCGCGAUCAUUGCUACCUCCUUGAUUGGAAAAGCAGAAGCUUUCGCUGACUCGGAGCUUGCACAGGAGUUCUUUGGUGACGUGCUACGGUCCAUGCUGACACUCUUCCAGCUCAUGACGCUGGACUCGUGGACGGGCUUUGCCCGGCCAUUGAUGGAGAUUCAAGUUUGGACCGGCGCGUUUUUCAUUUUCUUCAUCUCUGUUGCUGUGUUUGUCAUGCUGAACCUUGUGACGGCCGUGAUUGUUGAGAACGCUUUCUCUGACUCCAAGAGUGAAGAGAAAGAGCUGGCAGUCCGUCUUGAGAGAGAGAAGGAAGAGGAGUUGGAGGAUUUGAAGCAGUUCUUCCUGCAAAUCGACUUGGAUGGAAGCGGAUCGCUGACAAAGCAAGAGUUCUUCAAGGCAACCAAGCAGCGAAAGAUUCGGCAAAAGCUGAGAGCGCUGGAUAUCAUGCCCAAGGACAUAGACGAGUUGUGGGACAUUUUAGAUGAAGGCAAAGGCGAGCUUGCAGUCGAGGAUUUUCAAAAUGGCAUUAGACGACUGCGAGGUGAAGCCAAAGCCAAGGAUAUCCUGCGCCUGUACAAGGAGGUUCGUCAGUUUGAAACAUCCGUUGAAGAGGUUGAGGGACACAUAGAGAGCAGCAAGAGGCGGCUUCGAAACAUUCAGGAGCAACUGUCUCGGUGCCGGACCGACGUGGCUGCCUUCACCCGAACACUUGUUCGAGCGAAAGAGGCUGUGAAGAUGGCGGCGCAAACGCAGAAUAUGAGUUCGUAAUUGUUGGAAUGACUAGGCUGAGGGGGCUAUAUUCAUGCACGCUGCAUGGUCUCCCAGGCUUUGCAGAAACAUUGACCAAGUCAAUGUUCAGUAAGUCUGGAGUUUCACAUCGAUAAAAGUAUUUCUUUUGGUUGC
This is a messenger RNA of Effrenium voratum, 1734 nucleotides long. The record is from the annotation of a GenBank genome assembly. Lineage: Eukaryota; Dinophyceae; Suessiales; Symbiodiniaceae.